Asterias rubens (European starfish) is the source of this 3017-nucleotide messenger RNA. RefSeq names its product putative methyltransferase NSUN7. Bases 741 to 2780 code for a protein of 679 amino acids. Lineage: Eukaryota; Metazoa; Echinodermata; Asteroidea; Forcipulatida; Asteriidae. Gene Ontology annotation, molecular function: methyltransferase activity. The transcript is spliced from 11 exons. The record is from RefSeq and is a predicted model, not a curated record.
UGUCUCGAUAAAAAAGACGAAAGUUACAUGGAAUUGAUUGAUAUAAAAAAUCCUUAAUGCACGACCUAAAGAUAAAAACAGUUUGCUAACUUUGCAGACGAGAAAGUUACUUCUUGUAUGACGUCACAAACGAAUUUGACACUUCAAGAAGUAUGUCAUCGAGAAGGAAUUCGUAUACACAUGCGCAAAACGGCAGCUGAUUGUUUGUUUGUUUGUUUGUUUUUUGUCGUCUGGCGUUUAUUUCAUAUAAAUACAAGGUCAAGUCUAUCAAGAGAUCUUUACACAUUUUUAGGCUACUUUGUACGGAUCUUUGUACACAACUGACCGAUCUCCCUUUUCGCAUUGAAAGUUGGAAUACAUGGCGCGCGGUCGAGUGUGUAUUGCACCGUGUAUUGCAAACAUCCAUUGCCAUUCAAUUCAAUGUCUACUUCAGUUUUACACCAGAAAAUACCAUUGCCAGACGAGACGGACAUGACGGAGAAACAUUUGAUUGAUUUGUAAAACGGGCUGGAGUUUGUUUGCUGUGAUGCAGUAGCAGGUACAACAAUACAACAAACCAAUCCCAAGUGCUAACAGAGUGUUACAUGAAGACCUAGCACUCCGAGUCAUCAAGCUAACUGAUGGAUGAGGAGGCACUAGAUGUUGUCACUGACAAACAUUGACGCUAGAAAGCUGUGACAACCCAAGCUAUUGGCUGAUGAUAAAAACAUAAACACCUAAAUCAAACAGGACUAUUGAUAAUGGCGCUUUUGAGUCAACACUAUGGUGGUAGUGUACCCGGAAUGAUGAAGGCAUACAGUUCCUUGGCAAGUGCGACUAACGGAAAGACCAGUGUCUCUACUAGUAUGAGUAAUAAGGGGAGUGAGAUUCUAGCAGACAACAUCCCAAUCCUUCUAGAGGAUUCAGAUCAUGGACAUGGAUGCAACCACGUUAUCUAUCACUAUGCUAGCCAGGUAUUUGCAAGUUUACGACCAGCAAAUAGGACAGAUAAAUUGGUAUUAGACGUUGAUCUCAGAGCAGGGAAAGAACCACCGAAACUAACAGCCAUCAAAGAUGAACGAGCUAAGAGGAAGGUGUAUGACCUAGCAUUUGCAACCCUCAAAUAUCAACCCUUACUGGAAGACAUGUUGGUUGAUAGUGGUUACUAUGGCUACGACACAGUGCCGGAUGAGAACCAUGGAGUCAUUAUGGUAAUUCUUUGUGAUAUGCUGAAUCGUCGAUUCGCUAAACGACUACCACAACUCAACGAGUCAGUUAUCCCCUAUGUACAAGAAUUUGAAGAUGAUUUAUUCCGUCAUACGACUAAGCUCAAUGCCUCCUUAGCUAGGAAUAGAAUCAAGUUUCAAGCAAGGAGUGUUGAGUGUUUGCUACCAGAGAAGGUUCGAGAAAGAGAAGAAUGUGGGACUAAGAUGCCAAUCUAUGCUUGGGUCAACCAACUGAAGAAUAGUGUGGAAGAGGUGACUGAUCAUCUCAUUGAAGACGGCUACUCCAAGGUGAACUCAGUCAACUCAUUAGGAGAAUACAACUUUACACUGGACACACAAUGCCCUAAUAUUAUGGUCUUUGAUGCUCAGAAUCGUAAUGCAUUGGAGGAUAGUUAUCUUGUCAGGAAUGGAAGUUUAAUCAUUCAGGCUAAGAGCUGCUGCCUUGGGCCUCACUCUGUGAAAUCGUUAUUGAAUGAAGGAGAUGAUGUCAUCCAUGUAUACACUGGGUCUGGAUGGACCACAGAUCAUCUAUCAACAUUAACCAGUCAAGAACACUCUACAGUCUUUGCCUUUGGGGUCAAGAAUGAAGAACAUCAAGAACAGCUGAUGGCAAAUGCUAAGAAACUAGGAAUCAACAAUAUCAAAUUUCUUCUGGAAAAUUUCUUUGAAGUUCAACACCUUGAUAGUCGAUUCAAGAACGUUAAGGUUGUCUUGGUAACUCCUAAAGACUCCAGGUCAGGGGUCACCAACCCUGUAGAAUACAUCAUACAUGAAGGAGCCGAUGCAAGUAUACUCCGAGAGUUGUCUCAAGAACAAGUAGACACAGAUAAGUUGGAUGUACUGGUUUCACAACAUAUGGAACUACUCAAAAAUGCUAUGAAAUUCCCCAGAGUUCAAGCUGUAGUCUACUCUACAAGCUCAAUCUUCAAAGAAGAGAAUGAAAAUGUGGUUACCAAGGUAACGGAGUACAUCAAUGCUCGUAUGACCGGCAAGAAUGCUUUCCGUUUGAUACCUCCAGUCUUACCACUCAGUCCAGCAGACCUUGAAGAGCAACCAUCUUCAAAGUUCUUUAAGAAACCACCUUCAAGUACGAUGGGUGGAUGUUUCUUGUCUGUUAUGAGCCGUGAGGAUGAGUCAAUGAGUGCAUCCGAUGUUCUUGCCAGAGCAGCAGCUAAGGGUUUAUGUUCCAUUCCGGCACCUCAUGGAGACGAUCAUAAACCCAAGAAGAAAACAUCCAAAACAUCUCAGAAAUUACUGCCUAAAAGUGCCUCCAGCAAGAAAGAAAAAAAAGGAGCUAAAUCUCCAAAGAUUGGGGGUCAAAGUUCAGAUCAUGAUCAUGGAGUACCAGUUAAAGGUCCUAGUCUAUUGGUCAAGAAACCCAGUAGUAAGAGAAUACGACCCAUCAGAACUGCAAGUCUGAUGUUCGCCCAUCAUUUCACAAACCACUCAAACACAGAGAGGCAGCAACCAUACGGAGUGCCAAUGACUAAAGCAUCAUUAGUCCGGGCCCAGCCUAAAGUAGAGAUAAUCCUUCCUCACCAGGAGUCCAUGUAUCAUCCCAAACCAUUCCUGUGAUUGGUCAGGUAUGCUAGCAGUGGGUGUGGUUGUGCAAAUGACAUUAUUCCAAUUGGCUGGCUCAUUCUUAUAAGUGUUCUAAUUGGACAGCAAUGUCAUGAAUAAUUAACAUAUUUUAAUCACUAAGAUAUUUCCAACUGGCUAGUGAUCUUUGAAACUUUUAUUGAGGAACUAAACUAAGUUCAACAAAUUGAACAGCAAUUUAUCAAUUUAUUUAUCAGUUUGUUUAUUUAUUAA